UUGUAUCCCGUUUUCAUCUGAAGCUUACGAUAACCAACCCUGUCCAAUCUCCUGUUUCAGAUUAAAACAGCUCGCCUUCUGCUUGAUUGGCCGCUUGUUUCUUCCAUGACAUGAACGCUGCGGUCCUGGAUGCUAGUGGUCAGUUCGGCUACUACAAUCCCGACUUAUCCCCUCUCCUCCAAGUAUGUAUAUACCAAGGAGGCUGCUCGCUGAGCUCGAUAGAAGCAAGUUGCAUGUCAUCUACACCUAGUAUCGCAGGGUCGCAUCAUGGUCACUACAUCUGAGCCAACUCGUCCUUGGGCUGACGGGCCCUGGCCCCUGAUCGCGACACCUUCAAAGACUCGUGAUGUUUCGGAACAUGCUGCCGUCUACAUCGCAAAUGAGAUGGCUUUUGCCCACAACAGCAUGCUCCGGGGACUGAACAGUAUCUAUCUUCAGGCCUCGUCCAUCGAAAAUCCCCAGGAAAUAUCCGACUUUCUCUUCCUCGUACAUGCGUGGGCAAGCUGGGUAUCACAUCAUCAUGUCCUCGAAGAGGAGAAGAUGUUUCCAGGAUUCGAAAGCGUUAUUGCGAUUCCUGGCUUCCUCGAGGGCAACGUGAAACAACACCACACCUUCCAGCCUUUGCUGAAGCAGCUUCUGGAAUACAGUAAUAACACACAGCCUGUAGACUACCGCGCAUCUGUAGUCCGGCAGUUGAUCGAGCAGCUGGCUCCCAGCUUCCGCCAGCAUCUCAGUGAUGAAAUUACGAGUCUACUUUCUAUGGAACCUUAUGAGGGAAACGCGUUGCUGAAAGUCUAUAAGGAAUGCGAGGCGGAGGCAGGCAAGCAAGACAAGCAUGUGGUGCCUCCCAUGGUGCUUGGACUCCGCGACAUCACCUUCGAAGGAGGUAAUCAGUGGCCUACCAUGCCACCGCUGUCUGCAUGGUUCGUUCACUACCUGUUCUCUGGAAAGCAUUCUGGGUCAUGGCGCUUUCUGCCUUGUGAUACCUGGGGCAAUCCACGUCCGUUGAAAUUUGUGAAUGGAGAAUCCUAGGAUACGGUAGCGGCAGAUAACACGCUUUUUCACUGAUUAUUGGCACCAUUAUGUCGAUUUGAAGUGCGAUUGAUUGUUCAUCUGCAUGUGGUGCUAUCAUGACCACUUUUUGCACCUAUGACCGGCAAUGACGAGGGAAGUUUACCGAAGUGAGAUAGGUCUACGUAUUUGGGUCGUCUGGUUGGAAGAAAGAAGAAAUAUAGUGUCUUAUAGAUCAGAUUGCUAGCGAUCUCUGAUGCAGUACCUUGGUUAGCCAUGUAAUGCCCCAUUUAUGGAACAUGAUCGUCUCGAGCUUCUGUGGAGAACUCAGGAUUUGUUAUCCGCGCCGAAUUGGAACUCAUAUAUUGGUUGGUGGAUUGAUCGAGGCAGUUGGAAGCCGGGCAAAAGUACCUUACCAAACUUUGUGUGGAAAGAACAAGAAAACCACCCCUCACUCACAC
Molecule: messenger RNA, 1472 nt
Organism: Aspergillus saccharolyticus JOP 1030-1
Lineage: Eukaryota; Fungi; Ascomycota; Eurotiomycetes; Eurotiales; Aspergillaceae
Exons: 3
Coding region: 268-1032 (254 amino acids)
Source: RefSeq, a predicted model, not a curated record